Lolium rigidum is the source of this 2174-nucleotide messenger RNA. Its product is annotated as O-fucosyltransferase 6-like. NCBI's taxonomy places the organism in Eukaryota, Viridiplantae, Streptophyta, Magnoliopsida, Poales, Poaceae. Bases 1 to 1710 code for a protein of 569 amino acids. The transcript has 11 exons. The record is from RefSeq and is a predicted model, not a curated record.
AUGGGGACGAAGCGGCGGCGCCAGCAGCACCACGGCCGGUGGGUGGUGCCCCCGGUGGCGCCGGCCGCGGCGGCGUUCGCGGCGGCCGGGCUGCUGCUCCUCGUCGUCGCGUUCCACUGUUUCCUCUCGCCGCCGCUCGGGGGUGGCGGCCGCCGCCCCAACCCGCCGUUCCUGUUGAACAAACCGGCCGAGCUGCGCAGGAAUCUCGUCGGCACCGUCGAUUUCACCGUUCCGAGUGGCGGGAGCAAGCUCGGGGAGGAGCUCUGGGCGUCCAAGGCGGCGCACAACUUCGUCGGCUGCAGUGACGCGACCAAAGACUUCGCCGAUGCCAAGGCCGUCACCCAGUCGAAUCGCUAUCUCAUGAUCGCCACCAGCGGGGGCCUCAACCAGCAGCGAACAGGGAUCAUAGAUGCUGUUGUUGCAGCGCGCAUUCUGAAUGCAACACUUGUCAUUCCGAAGCUCGAUCAGGCAUCCUUCUGGAAAGACGCAAGUGAUUUUGAGGAGAUAUUUGAUGCUGAAUCAUUCAUAUCCUCGCUCUCAAACGAUGUAAAGAUCAUACGGCAAGUACCUGAUAGAAAUGGGAAGGCACCAUCUCCGUAUAAGAUGCGUGUACCAAGGAAGUGUACUCCAAAUUGCUAUGAGAACCGAGUGCUACCUGCUCUUGUGAAGAAACAUGUUGUGCAGCUAACAAAAUUUGACUACCGGGUUUCCAACAUGUUAGAGACUGAUCUUCAGAAGCUCAGGUGUAGAGUCAAUUAUCAUGCGCUGAAGUUCACAGAUCCAAUUCACAAAAUGGGACAAAUGCUUGUCCAAAGAAUGAGAGCCAAAAGUGGACGCUUCAUUGCUCUUCACCUAAGAUUCGAGCCUGACAUGCUCGCCUUCUCUGGAUGCUACUUUGGGGGUGGCGAAAUUGAGAGAAGGGAACUAGGUGAAAUACGAAAGAGGUGGAAGACACUGCAUGCAAGCGAUCCUGACAAAGAACGCCGGCAUGGCAAAUGCCCUCUAACACCAGAAGAAGUUGGCUUCAUGCUCAGGGCAUUAGGGUUUGGGAAGGACGUGCACAUAUAUGUUGCGUCGGGGGAUGUAUAUGGAGGAGAGGAAACAUUGGCACCUCUGAAAGCGCUCUUCCCAAAUUUCCACUCCAAGGAGACUUUAGCGAGCAAGGAGGAGUUGGAACCUUUUUUGUCAUUCUCAUCUCGCAUGGCUGCCCUUGAUUAUGUCGUGUGUGAUGGAAGCGAUGUUUUUGUGACAAACAACAAUGGCAACAUGGCGAGAAUGCUGGCUGGUCGAAGGAGAUACUUCGGGCACAAGAGGACCAUACGACCCAAUUCGAAGAAGCUUUCGGCACUCUUCCUUAAUCGAACCAGCAUGAGUUGGGACACAUUUGCAUCCAAAGUUCAGAUGUUCCAAAAGGGGUUUAUGGGUGAGCCCAAUGAGAUUAAACCAGGAAAGGGUGAAUUUCACGAGCACCCUAUGGACUGCAUUUGUGCAAGAGAACAGAGAAGAACUGGGCAUAGUAAGCCCUACCUAAAUAAAAUUGUUGGGGAAGGUGCUGAGAAUCAUACUAGUGGUGCAGAGUUUGAGUGGAGGGAUAUGGACUAUGGAGAGAAUACACCCUUGGCAAGGGAUUCAUCAAAUGACACUGAUCCAGACUAUGGCCGUAUUGGGGGUUCAGACAUUCCUGAAUUGGAGGACAUAAUCUCGGACUAGUAGUCACUUAAAAUGGAUAGCUAUACAUUAGGUUUUUGUCACUUAAAAGGAAAUUGUGAUAAAGUUCUCGUGUACAGAGGCUACCGCAUAGUUUUAUAUUCUCCUGCUUUUUUGCUUGGAGAUAUAAGGAAGAGCUUCUUACAGAAGACAGAAUCAGGCGGCCAUCAGUAUGAGCAAGACAAAUGUACAGUGUUUGGUUGGUCUAAAGCGAAUGCUGACUGGCAAAUUAGAAGAACUUUUUGCAUGUUUUUUUAUUUAGAUAUCUUAGCUUGAACCGUAAUAGAAGCUAAAGCCCUUUUUUCUUCUAAGUUUUAUGAAGUAUUUUGAUAGUGAGUUUAUAGUUUUUGCUCUUCCUUUUACUUUCACAAAAGUUUUGGUCUACCGAGAAAUCUGUACAUAACUUGGAACGUUUAUAAGUUCGGAGUCUCUCCUAAUUUUGGAAAUUCAUAUUUGUUUUAAUUGCA